Molecule: messenger RNA, 1926 nt
Organism: Zeugodacus cucurbitae (melon fly)
Lineage: Eukaryota; Metazoa; Arthropoda; Insecta; Diptera; Tephritidae
Gene: nau
Product: myogenic-determination protein
Exons: 5
Coding region: 479-1738 (419 amino acids)
Biological process (GO): muscle organ development; positive regulation of myoblast differentiation; regulation of transcription by RNA polymerase II
Molecular function (GO): protein dimerization activity; RNA polymerase II cis-regulatory region sequence-specific DNA binding; DNA-binding transcription factor activity, RNA polymerase II-specific
Source: RefSeq, a predicted model, not a curated record
GCAACUUGAGUGUAGUACUCAAAAACAGACCAAAAAACAUGACAUCAACACAGGCACACAUGGUAGAAAUGUGUUUGACUAUAUGAAAACAUACAGCUUUCAACGAUCUCAGACAGAAGACUCGAACAACUCAACGCCAAGCAAAUGAGAAAAGAAAAUUUUGAAAUUUUGUCAACUAAAAGUGUCGUGGAUGCCGUCGUUGUCGGAGCGAAUUUAUGUUUCGGAAGAACGAAUUUGAAGAACGACGCGUACGAGUUGGGAAAACGCGCGGGCACAAGGUGACACUGGGCCGUCGUAAGGGCUCCUACACUUUGCCAACAAUAUCCAUCAACAACUACUAGUGUGUAUAGAGUUUGUGAAGUGUUAACUUGAUAAAUUGUUUAAAUAGUGUAUAAAAGUAUUAAACUAAAAAAUUUACAGUUUCACUUAUACAUAUGUAUGUCAUAAAUUAAAAUCUUCAAGUGUUCUUCUUACUGUUAUGACGAAAUACAAUUCAAGUGCAGUGUCUCAAACGAACUCCAGCUCAAGUUCCAGCAAUAACAAAAGUAAAAGUAUUUCAAGUACAACAACAAUGGAACGCAUCAGCAUCAAGCAGGAAUUCAGCAGCUUCGCUCAGCACAGCGCAUUUCCACAUGCGACUAUGCUUCAGGGUCAACAGCAAAUAUCCCUAACACAUCAGCAACGCACGGCGACACACCAACUUCAUCAGCAUCAGCAGCAGUCGCAGCAUUGUCAACAACAACAACAACAUUCACAGCAACAACAUUUACAUACAUUGUUCAGCCGUUAUGGCGCCGCUGUCGGUAUUGGAGUCGGUUUGAACUUUGGUGGAGAGUCCGCCAAUCGGAUAUCGGCAAGUGCUUUUCUGGCGGAUAACGGCAAUGCCUGCAAUUAUUCCAUUUCGCGUGACAUCGAUAAGCCCGAUUUGACACCGUCACCAAUCUUCACGGAUUACGAUGAGAAUAGUUUAAGCUCGGAAGAGCAUGUACUGGCGCCAUUGGUGUGUUCAUCUGCCCAGACAUCGCGUCCGUGUCUGACGUGGGCCUGUAAGGCCUGCAAAAAGAAGAAUGUGUCAGUGGAUCGCAGAAAAGCGGCAACACUCCGGGAACGUCGUCGUCUGAGGAAGGUAAAUGAGGCUUUUGAGGUGCUGAAGCGUCGCACGUCGACAAAUCCAAAUCAAAGAUUACCGAAAGUUGAAAUACUGCGCAAUGCCAUCGAGUAUAUUGAGAGUCUCGAAGAUCUGUUGCAGGAAUCCUCACCCACACGUUCGAUCGAUUGUCUAAGCGAAGGCAUAAGUGGGAAAGCGUGUCAACAGGACUAUUUGAACUCAUAUUCAGGUGCGUAUUUGCGACAGAAGUUAAAUAUGUUCCACAAUGAUUUGGACACUUUCGGCAUUUUCUCAGAAUUCGAUUCAUCGGCCGCGAACGGUUCCAGUUUGGAUUGUCUGAAUUUGAUCGUGCAAAAUAUCAGUCGAACUACAACGCAGAACACGCCAACAGCGCCGUCGGGAAAUAACAAAAACAAUAAUAAUGCGUCCACCAACAACAUUUGUAAGACGAGUAGUAGCAGCAGCAGUGGAGUUAGCAGUUGUGGUAGCAGCAACAACAAUGUAAAUAAUGCCGCGAAAAAUGUGCCAGUGACGCCCUCACCGUCGGCAGCAAGUAUUAGCAGCAAUACAUCGCAGAGCUCCUCGCAUUCAUCGCUCAAUGCGACUUUUAAGCAAAAGUGCACAACGUGAAAUUGAAGUGGACAAUUAAUUGCAUUGAAGGGGCUACCGUUACUUCGAAUGUAAAGGAAUAUAAGUUGCUUAACAAAAAAAAAAAAAAAUAGUGAAGGAUACAAGUUUAUACAGAAUAAUAAAUUUAAUAAUUUUAAUAUUUAUAUUUACUUAUUUGAGAUUAAGACCAAAGAACAAUAAGUUAUUUA